Crotalus tigris (Tiger rattlesnake) is the source of this 2932-nucleotide messenger RNA. RefSeq names its product lipase member K-like. The record is from RefSeq and is a predicted model, not a curated record. Bases 1624 to 2802 code for a protein of 392 amino acids. Gene Ontology annotation, biological process: lipid metabolic process. Gene Ontology annotation, molecular function: hydrolase activity, acting on ester bonds. NCBI's taxonomy places the organism in Eukaryota, Metazoa, Chordata, Lepidosauria, Squamata, Viperidae. The transcript is spliced from 13 exons.
UGCCAAGCAUCCACAUUUUGAUCACAUGACCAAUUGAAGGAAAAGCAGCAAGAGAAUGGAAGAAAGGAAAAGGGUUAUAAAUAAAAAAUCAGAACCCCUGUAACAUUUUGUGGAUGAAGUGAGGGGUUAUGUAACUACAUUUUCAUGGAAGUUUCCCAAAACAGAAGGAUACGACUUUAUAGCUGUCCCAGAUUCCAGCUAUUUCAUCCCCUCCUUCCAACAUUUUCACCUUCCACUGAGCGUACUUGAUUCUCAUCUAAAUGUUUUCUGACAAGUCCCUCGAUGCAUUUCCUUUUUCCUAACAAUUUCUGGCAGUGGAGUAUACACUUCCCCAAUCGGAGCCUCGCCUUUGUAUCCCAACCAGGCGGGAGGCAGAAUAAAAGGAAGCCGUUUAAAGGCGGGAGGAGAGAAAAUACCGAGGUUGGCUUGCUCCCGAUUCACAACGAAAAAGGCGAAGGGAAACUCGCAAUUUGGGCUGGCAGGUUGGACCUUCCAAGCAACUAAUAUUCUCUGAACCGAAGAUAUAACAGUGGCGAUGAAGAUGGGAUGUGCUGCUUCAUUGAGAGAGCUUGAAGUCACUAGGGGGUGAGGUCAGCACAGAGCCUGACAGGAACUAUGUCCCCCUCCCUGGUCUGCCAGCAAGUCAUGCUGGAGACUACCACGCCCCAAGGAUCCAUCCUAGGGCCUACACAGAAGCCAACAGGGCAAGGCAUUGAACGAAGAAACAAACCACCAUGGCGAAGGUUGGGAAGAAUUGGACGUAACUCACCCAGAGAGAUGGGUGUCCUACAUCUCCCAUGUCGAAAAUUACCUCCGCGCCAACCAGAUCGCCAAAGAUGGAUUGAAGGCUGCGACACUCCUCUGUGUGUGAAGCCCCACCACUUUCGACAUCACAGAGAACCUGGUCGCCCCAGUGCUGCUCGAGUCAGUCACCUACGCGGACUUGAAAAAAAAGUUCCGAGACCAUUUCGAGCCCAAGUUAUCCAUUAUUAGCAUGGAGGCGUGCUUUUGAACAGUGGGAGCAGCAACCCGGUGAGUCUGCAACAGAAUCCAUUGCCGCUCUUUGUCAAGCGCCCCGACUCUACAAUUUCAUGGAUUUGGAGGAGAGACUAUGAGACCGUUUAGUCUGCGGACUCCAGAAUCGAGAGCUCUAACAAAAACUGUUCGCUAAGGAGACUCUCUUGUUACAAGAAGCCUUGAAGGAGGUCAUGGCAGAUGAAGCCGCCUGAGGGGCCGUUAAAGCUCUAUGGCCCUCCAAAAGUGCGCCAAGCACUGAAGCCAUUUAUCACAAAGACGCUGAGCGGAUGGAAGACUACGAAGUCAACCAACUAUGAAAGCAUCUGGAGAAGGGAUUGCAGUGAGCUGAGAAGGCAGUUCCAUUCCUUAACUGCAUGGGCUGCAAAGGCUACCAUCAACACAUGGAUUGCUGAUUCCGAACUGCAAUGUGCCGGGCCUGUGGCAAACCAGGCCACAUCGCCGCCAUCUGCCGAGGUUGUCAGAGGGACCACUCAAAAGAAGAUGCAUUCAGGAAAGAACAUUCACAAGGGUACCAAAUUGAAACAGAGAUGCACCAUUUCUUUUGGCUAAUGCAAAUGUUUUCUUGGUUCUUAGGGUAAACUGAAUAUGUGGCUGGUUCUGAUUUUACUUUAUUGGCCUGUAUUAGUUGAAGGAAAAAUUUUGAACAGAAAUGUUAAUCCUGAAGCCAGACUGAAUUCAAAACAGCUCAUCCUGUACUGGAAAUAUCCUCUUGAGGAACAUUAUGUCAUUACAAAAGAUGGCUAUAUUCUCAACUUAUUCAGAAUUCCACAUGGCAGAGAAAACAACAAAACCACAAGUCCAAAGCGAGUAGUGUUUCUACAGCAUGGCUUGCUGGUGGAUGCUGCCAAUUGGUACCAAAAUUUUCCUCAUAAUAGUCUGGCUUUCAUGCUAGCAGAUGCUGGAUAUGAUGUCUGGCUAGGAAAUAGCCGAGGGAACACCUGGUCCAAGAAUCACACAUCUCUUUCUCCCUUCUUUGGGAAGUUUUGGAAAUUCAGUUAUAAUCAAAUGGCUAAAUAUGACCUUCCAGCCUCUAUAGAGUUUGUUCUGCAGAAAACUGGGCAGAAACAAAUAUAUUAUAUUGGUCACUCCCAAGGAACCACCAUUGCUUUUAUAGCUUUUUCAUCCAAUAAACAACUGGCUUCCAAAAUCAAACUGUAUAUUGCUUUAGCACCUGUUGCUACUGUUAAAAACGCUAAAACACCUUUAGCCAAACUUGCAAAACUUUCUGAUAAAGAAAUUAAGAUCUUAUUUGGAAGAAAAGAGUUUUUGCCCAAAACGUAUUUUGGUACUUUGUUUUCUACCAAAGUCUGCAGUCAGGAGGCGCUGGCGUCUAUUUGUAGCAACCUCUUAUUUGUAUUGUGUGGUUUUAAUGAGGGGAACUUGAAUAUGAGCCGAGUUGAUGUGUAUACAUCAUAUGUCCCAGCUAGUACAUCUGUGCAAAAUAUGAUUCAUUGGAAACAGGCCAUCAAUAGUGGUAAACUUCAGGCUUACAACUAUGGAAGGUUUGGAAAUAAAUUUCAUUAUGAACAGGAUUUGCCUCCUGAAUACAAUAUAUCAGCUAUGACUGUACCAACAGCAAUUUGGAAUGGUGGAAAUGAUUGGCUUUCUGACCCUGAUGAUGUUAAUCAAUUAAUCCCCCAAAUUCAAAACCUUAUUUCCCACAAAUUUAUUCCUCAAUGGAACCAUCUGGAUUUUAUGUAUGGUAUAGAUGCACCUGAUCAAUUGUAUUGUGAAAUAUUGGACUUACUACAGAGGAAUCCUUGAGAAAUGUUUGUCAGUAAUGAUAAGAAGUUCAUUUGUUGUUUGUUUUCUAUUGAUUUUUCCAUUUUUAAUAAACUUUCAGAUUACAUACAAAAUGAAAGACCAUCCUGCGAAUUCAUACUCUUAUCUCUAU